This is a messenger RNA of Jaminaea rosea, 780 nucleotides long. RefSeq lists its product as hypothetical. NCBI's taxonomy places the organism in Eukaryota, Fungi, Basidiomycota, Exobasidiomycetes, Microstromatales. The transcript has a single exon. The record is from RefSeq and is a predicted model, not a curated record. The coding region runs from base 1 to 780 and encodes 259 amino acids.
AUGCCUUCCCCUUGCGCUGCCCACUUGGAUAAGAUUCGCGGCGCAGGAUUCUCCGCUCUCAAAGUCACGAACGAGCUGAAGGAUCAGCUGCGGGCUAAGGACGACGAAAUAAUGAAGCUUCGAAAGGAUGUCGUUCAUCUUCAAACCCAGCUCAUCAAGGCAGAAGAUCCUCAAUCGUCGCAAUCUUCGUCUUCAUCGAGCUCAGUCGGCACAUCGGUUGAGCAGCGCAUCACUGCGCUCGAAGAGGAGAAGGAGCUCAACAAGGACCUCAAAGAUCAGCUCAGCAUGGCCGUGGAUGACUUCGAGGGUCUUGAGUACGAGGUUGAUCAGUUGAGGCAGCAACAGGAGGAGUUCGACUACAAAGUUGACGGCCUGCGCCAGACAUAUGACUUGCGCGUACCCGAGCUGGUGCGCAAGGUGGGUGAACUCGCCGGCAACUUGAAGAAGGCGCUUCAAAGAAUCGAAAGGCUGGAAGAGCCGAGCACGCCGGAUGAAUUCAGUGUCAACGGCAGCAGCAGUGGGAGCAACGACAACCCGAGUCAUCCGGGAAAUGGCGCGAGCUCGACACCGACAACCUCAGCGCAGGACAAGGACAGCGCCGCUGAGUUGCAGGACAACCCAGCACCCUUACUCAGGGGAUUGGAGACGACUGCACCACCGAAAGAGACCAGCGACAAUCUGAAACACUCGCUCGAUGAGACAAAGGAUGGGAAGAAUGCGCAAACGACGGGAUCAGGGACGUUGGAGCCCGCGAACAAACGUCGGAAGGAGGGAGGUUGA